AUGUCUAAUUUCGAACCAAAUGCCAUUAUUCGCGGAGCCCAGCUUACACUAGUAGGAGCCCAUAGAGCUCUGCAGAACCCGUCCCUCUUCAAGUCGCAACAUUACAGGCAAGCAGCCCUCGCGGUUUGUGCCGGGAUUGCAAUUCGACUCAUAAUUUCUAUUCCAGUUGUUGGAGUUAAGUUCGUAAUAUGGCUUCUCUCCUGGGUUGUCAACUUGGACGCGGCAACAUGGGACGAUACAAUCAUUAGCCAUCUUGACUUUAUAUCAACAUACGUCCUACAAGUGCCAUUCUUGUUGAUGACCUUGAUGCGCUAUAUUACUCCUACAUUAGACGAUAUGUUUAUGGAAUCUCUCCGAUGGGUUGAUUCGACCUAUAUCGAAAAACACAAAUCAGAUCAUCCCGAGGGUUUGCGAGCCCUGUAUUAUCCCCAUCUCAGGAUGUAUUCAGUCAGGAGGGAUGGCGCCACCACUUCAACUUUGGCCUCGUCUCUAAAGACCUUUGUGAUCCGGUAUGGCCGGAGAACUGCCACCUCCCUCGCUGUCUAUUUGCUCUCGCUGCUCCCAGUUGUCGGAAUAUUUGUGAUCCCAGCUGCCAGUUUUUACGCCUUUAAUAAAGGGGUCGGACCUAUACCAGCCGUUGUCAUAUUUGGCUCUGGGCUUGUUGUCCCAAAAAGGAUUGUUGUGAUGUUUCUACAAAGUUAUUUUUCGUCGCGUAGUCUUAUGCGAGAACUGCUUGAACCAUAUUUCUCUCGCAUCAAAUACACGAAAGAACAAAAAAGGCUCUGGUUUCGUGACCGAGCCGGUGUUCUUUUUGGAUUUGCGAUUGGUUUCUACACUAUGCUUACAGUACCUCUCCUUGGAGUUCUAGUUUAUGGUAUUGCAGAAGCGUCAACAGCAUAUUUAAUCACCAAAAUUACAGAUCCUCCCCCUCCACCGGCAUACUCCGAGGGAUUCGCGGCAAGCCAAAUAAGUUGGCGAAACAAGCAUGCAUUUCUUCGGCUAUCAUUAGGUUCUCUGGAUGUGUACAAUAUUCAGGCUAUCGGCGAGGGACACACUGUCGACAAGAGAGAUGAAAGUGAGCCGCAGAAGAAAUUCAGCUGAGAUUCCUAAGGGUUAUCGAUCGAAAUUGGUUUUAUGGUGGCAACUACGAAGUAUGCUUUUUUAGCCUUUUUUCUCGGUCGUUUCUUGGGUAGGCGACGUGAAUGAGUGGUUACCCCAAGGUUGUACCAUUAUAUUAAAUUUGGAAAGUUACGGAUCAAUAUUAACUGAAACGCCUCGCGCGACAGAUCACCCUUAAUCCAGUAUUAUUCAAUUUCUAACUUUCUCCCCAGAUCUUCUGAAACAUUCCCUGCUGGGCGCUGCAUUCAAUUUUAGAUACGUCCCCGGAAUCUUCGAACCAUU
Molecule: messenger RNA, 1401 nt
Organism: Histoplasma capsulatum G186AR
Lineage: Eukaryota; Fungi; Ascomycota; Eurotiomycetes; Onygenales; Ajellomycetaceae
Exons: 5
Coding region: 1-1101 (366 amino acids)
Source: RefSeq, a predicted model, not a curated record